AAAACACGGUUUUUUCUAAUGUUUUUUUCUAUUAGAAAAAAAAAUGUUUUUUUUACAUCUCUAGUUACACCUAUGCGACAUACUAUCAAUUUGUCCAUUACAAAGUGAAAAAUUAUCAACUUACUUAAUGAGAAAAUAUUUUCUCUCAUAGAUAUCUAUAUGUCGAUCUAAUUUCAUAUCAUGAAAAUUGUUUUAAAAUAUUUCCAAUAUAAUACUAUGCAUCAUAAUAAUGUAUAUACGUAUAAAGUCUAUUAUACCGUUAAACCGAUGAGGAUAAUAAUUAUGUAAACAAAAUAAAACUCGCGCAUUUUUUUUCGCUCGCUGCUGUACUUACACUUUUUAUUGAAUUAUGAAUUAACAUAAGAGCAGAGAUUAUUCUUUUCCUUCUCAGACUGUUAUAGAUGUAUUUAAAGAAAUAAAAAAUACCAAUGUAGCCGCUGCAAUUGUAUCAGCUGUAUCAAUUAUUAUUCUUGUUUUUAACAAUGAAUUUCUGAAGCCAAGAAUGAGCAAAAAAUGCAGCAUACCAAUACCCAUUGAACUUAUUGCAGUGGUUAGUGGGACAUUGGUCUCUCGAUAUUGUGACUUACCAAAGAUUUAUGAUAUUGAAACCGUGGGACACAUUCCUACGGGAUUACCCAAGCCGGAAGUGCCAAGUUUCGAACUAUUACCCCUAGUAAUGGUUGACAGUAUUGCAAUAACCAUGGUUUCAUAUACCAUCACUAUAUCGAUGGCGUUGAUAUUCGCGCAAAAGCUUAGUUAUGAGAUAGAUUCGAAUCAGGAGUUGCUUGCAAUGGUGAGAUAUUGAUAUAUCUUGACAAUUAUCAGGGUUGGGUAGUACCUAGUGAAAAAGUUAAAAAAGUUAAAUAAUUUUAACUUAACUAAUUACUU
Messenger RNA from Wasmannia auropunctata (little fire ant), 888 nucleotides. RefSeq names its product sulfate transporter-like. The transcript has 3 exons. Gene Ontology annotation, cellular component: membrane. Lineage: Eukaryota; Metazoa; Arthropoda; Insecta; Hymenoptera; Formicidae. The record is from RefSeq and is a predicted model, not a curated record. Gene Ontology annotation, molecular function: oxalate transmembrane transporter activity; chloride transmembrane transporter activity; sulfate transmembrane transporter activity. Bases 503 to 805 code for a protein of 100 amino acids. Gene Ontology annotation, biological process: transmembrane transport.